UCGCCAUGGACACAAAUCACACGAGCCACAAGCGCACCACGACAGUAGCAAGAGCUUUUGAUCAUAUCUUGCAGCAAUCGCUUGAUCGAUGGCGUCCAAGGUUGAGCUUGUCGUGGAGGUGAAGUCCCCGGCGGACAAGCUGUGGACGGCGCUUCGUGAUUCGACGGAGCUGUUCCCCAAGAUCUUCCCCGAGCAGUACAAGAGCAUCGAGACCGUCGAGGGCGACGGCAAGUCCGCCGGCACCGUCCGCCUCCUCAAGUACACCGAAGGGGUCCCGAUGGUGACGUUCGCCAAGGAGAAGGUGGAGAUGGCGGACGACGAGAAGAAGGUGGUGUCGUACAGCGUGGUGGACGGCGAGCUGGUGAGCUUCUACAAGAACUUCAGGGUGACGGUGCAGGUGACCCCGAGCGCCAAGGACGACGGUGCCGCAGCAGGCGCGGUGGUGAACUGGGCCAUGGAGUUCGACAAGGCCAGCGACGCCGUGCCCGACCCGGACGUCAUCAAGGAGACCGCCGCCAAGACCUUCCACGACCUCGACGACUACCUCCUCAAGAACUAGUUGCAUAUAUAGCUCCGCAUAGUACCGGCGGCCGGCCAAGGACGAUCGAGAUCCGUCCGUGGCUUGCUGUCGCCGCUGCGUUGCCUUCUCCGGUUCCACCUUGCACGUCGACGUGUUACUCUCAUUGUGCUGCUGCGACCAUGUGUGUCUCUGCCUGCUCUUGCGCACGUGAUCGAGCGAUGAAUAAUAAAGCUGUCCAGACUUUAAUUGACA
This is a messenger RNA of Brachypodium distachyon (stiff brome), 772 nucleotides long. Its product is annotated as MLP-like protein 423. NCBI's taxonomy places the organism in Eukaryota, Viridiplantae, Streptophyta, Magnoliopsida, Poales, Poaceae. The transcript is spliced from 2 exons. The record is from RefSeq and is a predicted model, not a curated record. Gene Ontology annotation, biological process: defense response; abscisic acid-activated signaling pathway. Bases 89 to 559 code for a protein of 156 amino acids. Gene Ontology annotation, molecular function: signaling receptor activity; protein phosphatase inhibitor activity; abscisic acid binding.